Beta vulgaris subsp. vulgaris (sugar beet) is the source of this 1221-nucleotide messenger RNA. RefSeq names its product F-box protein At3g07870-like. NCBI's taxonomy places the organism in Eukaryota, Viridiplantae, Streptophyta, Magnoliopsida, Caryophyllales, Amaranthaceae. Gene Ontology annotation, molecular function: protein binding. The transcript has a single exon. The record is from RefSeq and is a predicted model, not a curated record. The coding region runs from base 1 to 1221 and encodes 406 amino acids.
AUGGCGCAAAGAGGUAGAAUGAUGAAGAGAAAGAGAAAAUCUCCUACUGUGCUACCUACUGAUAUCUUAAUGGAAAUUAUAAGUAGGUUACCUAUUUAUACCAUCCUUCAAUGUUCCCGUCCUUCAUCAUUACGUAGUAUUACUGGUAUUAAUGUCGAGUUUAAUCGUAUUGUCAAAAAUCCUCACUUUGCUAAACUAUUCCAACGCCAUCACAAUAAUAAUAUAACUUCUCCAUCCACUUUCAUGGGUUUCUAUGACAAUUCUAGUAUCUCCUAUCUCAUAGAAUACGAGAAGAAAAAUAACACCCUUGUCUUUACUCAUAAAUUCGACACGAAUUGUCUUGUACCAAAUAAUGACAAGGACUCUAGAAUAAUAAUGUCAAAUUUGCACGUUUUGUGUUCUUGCAAUGGUGUGCUUCUUGUUAGGUACAUACACAAGAUUAAUGAUGGUACUAUUGGUCGUCUUCGCGAGUCUUUGCUUCUGGUAAAUCCCGUGACACGUCGUUGUUAUACUGCUUUUGAGUAUGACGAACCAUCUCUGAUAAUGGAACCAAAAUAUGGGCUGGGUUAUAGCCAGAAGUCGGGACAAUACAAAGUGGUUAGGUUUACAGAAAAUAUAUCUGAAAGACACCGAGUUCUUGAGGUCUUAACUCUAUUAGGCAAUAGCAAAAUUUGGAGAACGAUUGGUACAUAUGAUGAUCAUGAUGGUUUUUAUAAUGUCUUAAGUGCUCCAGUUUUGGUGAAUGAUUCGUUGCAUUGGCUAACAAGUCACGGAAAUUCAAUCUUAAGAUUCGACAUCGAUACUGAGGUUUUCGAGUUCUUUCCUACACCCUACAACGAUGAGUGGAUCAUGAAUGUUAGCUUCUUAAGCUUGUUAGAUGGGUUACUUUGUGUUGGAGCCUCCAGUAUAUGCACAUAUAAUAGCAGUCCUGAAAUUUGGGUGAUGAAGGAGUACGGAGUGAUGAGUUCUUGGUUUCGUGUUUCGGUGAUGGAUGAUUAUUAUUAUGGUGAAUCAUUGGAGUUUAUCCAAGUCCUCGACAAUGGCAAGAUACUAAUGAUAUCGCGUCUCAAAAAUAAUUUUGUGAUUUUUGAUAUAGGAACAAGAAAGAGAGAGUCUCUUGUAAUGGAGGAGAUUGAUCCAGAUUUGAGCUGUGGGUUCAGAUUACUACCUUUCAUCUCCAACUUCUUGUCAUUAGAUGAUCGAUACAAAUCUAUAACAUAA